UAGGGUAUCAUAUAAUACAAAAACAAUAUGAAUGAUGUGUUUAAUAUUUGGGAAUCAUCAAUAUACUGGAGUACCCUAACUAAUAUCGCCACAGUGUGAAUAGUCGAUAGAAAGUGUGUGUGUAAGUAAACAAAAACGAUGAAACAUUCGCUAAGAAAAAGCCAUAUACACCUUCAAUUGAUUGGUUUCCAAUUAGUUUUGCUGUUGAUGAGAUCGUUGCAGGCUUUUGAUGCACUUGAGAUAUUCAACUAUCAGACAAUUCAAUUUUGGUCACAGGACCCCGUGGAAGAUGAGGGCACACAGAGUAAUGGCGAUGUGGAUGAGAAUUACUUUAAAUUUGACGAUGAUAACACCGAGAGGAUGAGUAUUUCUCCAGCAGCGGAACAUCUACACGAAGGAGCCUUCUGUCGGCGAAGUUUUGAUGGACGAAGUGGAUAUUGCAUAUUUGCUACUCAGUGUCUGCAUGUUAUACGGGAAUAUCGGGUACAUGGCACUCGCAUUGACAUUUGCACCCAUCGUAAUAAUGUACCCGUCAUCUGUUGCCCCUUGGCCGACAAACAUAUUCUGGAACAGCGGAUUAGUGCCACAAAGUGCCAGGAAUAUAAUUCAGCCACUAGACGCCUCAAGCUGGCGGACUUUGUUCGUUUCUCGGGCAAACAAUGCGUGCCCAGUGUUCCUCUGAUUGUUGGUGGUACACCCACACAACGUGGCCUCUUUCCACACAUGACUGCCUUGGGUUGGACCCAAAGCAAUGGUGAGAUCAAAUGGGGAUGUGGCGGCACUCUAGUCAGUGAGUUCUAUGUUCUGACAGCAGCCCAUUGCGCCACAUCAGGUAGCAAACCUCCGGAUAUGGUACGUCUCGGUGUCCAACAGCUGAAUGUAAGCACCUCUGCCCAGCAGGAUAUUAAAAUCCUUAUAAUCAUCCUACAUCCAAAGUAUCGUUCAUCUUCCUAUUAUCAUGACAUAGCGCUGCUCAAGUUAACGAAACGUAUACAACUUUCGGAGUUAGUGCGUCCAGCGUGUCUAUGGCAAUUGCCGGAUUUGCAUAUCAAAACGGUUUUAGCUACCGGCUGGGGACGCACUGAGUUUUUGGGUGCCAAGUCCAAUGUCCUAAGGCAAGUCGACUUGGAUGUGAUAUCUCAGCAACGUUGUAAGCAAAUCUAUCGUCGAGAACGCCGUUUGCCACGUGGCAUUAUCGAUGCCCAAUUCUGUGCUGGUUAUAUACCAGGCGGCAAGGACACCUGCCAAGGUGAUUCUGGUGGCCCAAUCCAUGCUAUAUUACCCGAGUACAAUUGCGUGCCCUUUGUGGUGGGCAUCACUUCCUUUGGCAAAUUUUGUGCUGCCCCCAAUGCUCCUGGUGUGUACACAAGAAUCUAUAGCUAUCUGGAUUGGAUUGAAAAGAUUGCCUUUAAGGAUCGUUGAAAUUUUAAGUAGGGACUUUAUACUUUGACUGAUUCACUUUCAUUGUAACUAAAAAAUAUUCUAAUAUUUAUUCAAUUAACUCGAAACACCAUAUUGUAAUUCAUAAUCCCCAAAAUUCUUUAUUUUAUUAUAAAUUUCCAUAUUAUUAAAUGUAUAGAACAUAAUAAAGACAAUUAUUUGUAAAUUA
Messenger RNA from Drosophila willistoni, 1609 nucleotides. RefSeq names its product serine protease snake (gene snk). Gene Ontology annotation, molecular function: serine-type endopeptidase activity. Lineage: Eukaryota; Metazoa; Arthropoda; Insecta; Diptera; Drosophilidae. Gene Ontology annotation, biological process: proteolysis. The transcript is spliced from 4 exons. The coding region runs from base 139 to 1422 and encodes 427 amino acids. The record is from RefSeq and is a predicted model, not a curated record.